GUAAGCGCGCUCCCAGCCUCCCGGGGCAUGGCCGUCCGGGCAGGGGCCGCGGUCGCCGGCGCCGCCGUAGUGGCGGUGCUUUCGGCCGCGUUGGCGCUCUACGGGCCGCCGCUGGAUGCAGGUCUGUCUCUGAGUCUCAGUUUCCUCGUCUAAAAGAAGGAUAAGCUGGCUUCUGGUGAAGAGUGAACCACGAUGCCUUUAAUUCAUCAGACAUUUACUGAGUGGCUUAUUUUGUGCCAGACUCUGUCCAAGGUGGUUGAGGGUGGAGUCCAGCCCUUAAGUCACAGUGUUAAAAAGAGCAUUUUCGCUGCAUAAAGCAUACUCAGUAAAGGACAUGGAAAAUACCUUACAGCUGGUGAGAAACGUGGUACCUUCUCUAACCACCAAGAAGUACAAAGGGCAGGAUGGAAGGAUCGGCGUGGUGGGAGGCUGCCGGGAGUACACUGGAGCCCCCUAUUUUGCAGCAAUCUCAGCUCUCAAAGUGGCCUCACACAAGCGGUGGACACCUCUUCACCGUGGCCACUGCCCAGGCAUUUUGAUCUCGCGCAUCCCGAGGACCUGGUGGCCCGGGGAUCUGAAGGUGGACCCUGCAGCCCACAGACCUCAUGGGGACGCCGUCUGGCUGCUGGUGACCUGCCCCUUGUUCGGCCGCUCAGUCACGUCCGGCUCUUUACGACCCUGGACUGCAGCCCACCAGGCUCCUCGUGGGCGGCAACAGUGUCCGCCUUUCACUCCAGGCCUUUCCCAGGCUCUGCUGCUGGCCAGGGCCUUCUCAGCCGCCUCCUGGCGAGGUCGAACUGCGGCGGGCGCGGACCUGUCCCACGUGUUCUGCACCCAGGAGGCUGCGCCCGUGAUCAAGUCCUACAGCCCGGAGCUGAUCGUGCACCCCGUUCUAGACAGCCCUGACGCUGUCCGCGACGUGGAGCAGUGGCUGCCCCGACUGCACGCCCUGGUGGUGGGGCCCGGCCUCGGCAGAGACGACGUUCUUCUGGAGAACGUCAAGGGCAUUCUAGAAGCGUCCAAGGCCAGGGGCAUCCCCAUGGUCAUCGAUGCGGAUGGGCUCUGGCUCAUCGCCCAGCAGCCGGCACUCAUCCAGGGCUACCGGAAGGCGGUCCUCACCCCCAACCAUGUGGAGUUCGGCAGACUGUCCGAGGCUGUGCUGGGGGCGCCUCUGGAUGGCGGGGACCGUCAUGGAGCUGUGCUGAGACUCAGCCAGGCCCUGGGCAACGUCACCGUGCUGCAGAAGGGGGAGCAGGACGUGAUCUCUGACGGCGAGCAGGUGCUUGUGUGCAGCCAGGAGGGCAGUGGCCGCAGGUGUGGGGGGCAAGGGGACCUCCUGUCGGGCUCCCUGGGCGUCCUGGCGCACUGGGCCCUCCGCGCGGGCCCUGAGAAGACUGGCGGGCCCAGCCCGCUGCUUGUGGCCGCCUUCGGCGCCUGCACCCUCACCCGGCAGUGCAGCCAGCAGGCCUUCCAGAAGCACGGACGCGCCACCACCACCUCCGACAUGGUGGCCGAGGUCGGGCCCGCCUUCCGCAGGCUCUUCGAGGCCUGAGCCGGAGCCUCUGGAGGCCGGGUGCUGUCCGCCCAGGUCCCCCGAGAGGUCUGCGCUCUGCAGGUUGACACGACGACAGUUUGGAGCAUAGCGCUUUGUGCCGAAACUGAUAUGGAACGGUGUUGGUGAACUUUCCUCAGCCUCUGCAGCGUCAGAAAACAACACAGAGAAUUGCGUGACAAGACAGUCUGACGGCAGCUCAGCCAGGCUGUGGGCUCUGCUGCUGCCUGGAGUGGACCCCGCGUCUGAGCGUCGUGUUCCUUCGAGAAGGGCCCUCGCUACUGGGCCCCUCGGGGGUCCCGUCUCUCGUUCCCAAGAGUCUGUCAAUCAUGUUUUCAAGUUGAGGUCCCGCAGAGGCCGUGGUGUUCAUUCUGUAGCUCAUUUUUACGUUUUAAACGGUAAUUAGGUCGGACACAUCUGGGCAGAAAUAUCCAGCAUCAGUUGGUUAGGCUGAAGUAUUCCGGAAAAGUCAGCGAUCUGUCAGCACUGGAGAUCCUUCGUGCAGGCCCCUGGGAAACCACUGAACGCACUGACACACCCCGGCCCCUGAGUGUGCAGGGCGGCUCUGGGACACCUCACUUUCACGUGUACGUGCAAAGGCGUGUGUGGUGACGGGCCCCCCUGGGGAGGGGCGCCCAGGGCUCCCAGGUCAGGUCCCAGGUGGGGCCCAAGCUGCCCUCCACCUGCUGGUGGGCAGGACAGCGGGGCCUCUGCCUCGGGGCGGGGUCGGGGGUGGUGCUCUCAGGAACGUUCUGGAGACGUCUCUGCACUGAGUUUUCUCGCCGGCUUCGGGUCCGCCUGCGUGGCCCGUGCUCAGUGGCCCGUCUCGUUUCUCCGGGGGGUCAGUCCCCGCGCGUGCCCUUGAGUGCACCAGCCACACGCUUUCUGGGGGGCAGGCCUGAUCUGUGUCCGCUGUCCUCAGCGAUCCCCGCUCUGUGGUUGCACAGAAGAUCCCGCUUGCUUUGUAAAGUUGUGGAUCACUUACAUCUAAUCCUAGAAAAGCUUCACUACUGUCACAGACCUUUCUUCCUUUGGGGAAUUACACCUAAAUCAUGGUCGUUAUUAAAAGGCAGACGUGGUUGAUUUCA
This is a messenger RNA of Dama dama (fallow deer), 2640 nucleotides long. RefSeq names its product NAD(P)HX dehydratase (gene NAXD). Gene Ontology annotation, molecular function: ATP-dependent NAD(P)H-hydrate dehydratase activity. The record is from RefSeq and is a predicted model, not a curated record. NCBI's taxonomy places the organism in Eukaryota, Metazoa, Chordata, Mammalia, Artiodactyla, Cervidae. The coding region runs from base 335 to 1552 and encodes 405 amino acids. The transcript has 12 exons. Gene Ontology annotation, biological process: metabolite repair.